AUGUCUUUAGUCUCUGUAUCUGUCUCGAAGGGCACAAGCUCCCUCACUGUCUGGCCUUCAGGACUUUCAGAGCGUUUUCAGAGCGUGAUACGCAAACGCAACUCACCUCUCGGAAGUACCAACGUACUCGAAUCUCAGUCACAACAAGCAAGCAUUCUCAAGAAUCAAGAGGUAGGCGAUGCUUCGAAUGAUCAAAGCACCCCCAAGCUGACUUGGCGCAAAGGAAUGGACUCCACCAUGUUCUGCACCUUUCACUGUUUCGGACAGCUCCCAGUUGAGCUCCAGAAGAUGGUGUGGGAUGCAGCAGCCGCGGCUCUUCCUGUCCUCAGCAUCCAGCGCUUCACGGCCGACUUCACAUUGGCCCAGCAAAAUGCCAACAGCAAUAGCCCGCCACGCCAUCUCCUCUGCUUUACACCCCACGCAGACUUCAUCGAAACCACAUCAGGCCAUCGUCGCUUAUCGCGAGCUUGCCGUCAGUCUCGAGCUGCAGUUCAAGGACACAUCGAUUGCCUGCUCUCCAUCCACUACCUCUCUAUGGAUGCGAGCGGCUUGUUGGUUACCCGUCAAGCCUCGGUUCCGUUCAAUCCUUCCGGUCACUUCUGCAUCAGUGGUCUUGGUUCAGCCAUCCAAGAAGUCAUCAAGGAAGAAGGAGUGGAAGAGUCGUUCAUGGACCAGAUCCAAGGUCUUGAAGACGCCACAUCCCCGAUAAAGAACCUCACGAUCGCUCUCGAUCCUCCCAAGGAUGGCUUCAAUGAACACAAAUUCAUGCACGGAUGGAAUUUGAAUGUUUUUGACGAGGUAUUACUCAAAAUGCCCAACCUCAAAGCAGUCUCUCUCGUCAGCGAGGGUAUUCUAAAUCGACGACAUCACCUCGAUCAGGAGGCCUUCGACAAUAUGCAUCAAAGCGUCCCUUACAUCUUUGAGGUCGAGGAGAAUGUCUACGACCUCACUGUUCCCUGGUCCACCCUUUGGCCAAGAUGGGUGCGCCAGCGCAGUCUCUUCGCCAUUGCAACUCGGUCACGGAUCAUCGAAAUGGAACGGCCUGAGUCUCAGUACUUGACUAGUCUGGGCCUAGUCGACGAUGCUGCAAAGGAUGCUUGGAAGGAGAAGCUGGAGCUCGACUUGAGAGCGAUCAAGGAGUAG
This is a messenger RNA of Diaporthe amygdali, 1143 nucleotides long. RefSeq lists its product as uncharacterized. Lineage: Eukaryota; Fungi; Ascomycota; Sordariomycetes; Diaporthales; Diaporthaceae. The coding region runs from base 1 to 1143 and encodes 380 amino acids. The transcript has 3 exons. The record is from RefSeq and is a predicted model, not a curated record.